Alternaria alternata is the source of this 1127-nucleotide messenger RNA. RefSeq lists its product as hypothetical. Gene Ontology annotation, biological process: Golgi organization; intracellular protein transport; endoplasmic reticulum to Golgi vesicle-mediated transport. Gene Ontology annotation, cellular component: endoplasmic reticulum; Golgi apparatus; COPII-coated ER to Golgi transport vesicle. NCBI's taxonomy places the organism in Eukaryota, Fungi, Ascomycota, Dothideomycetes, Pleosporales, Pleosporaceae. Bases 80 to 745 code for a protein of 221 amino acids. The transcript has 3 exons. The record is from RefSeq and is a predicted model, not a curated record.
AGAUUCCCAAGUGACCAGCUCACCCAACACUCACCUCCGCGCUACAGCCAGUUUUCCGCAGGGUACCAGAAUCGCAGAUAUGUGGAAACCAACAUUACUGCUCGCCGCUGCGCUGGCGGUCCCGUCACAAGCGCUACACUUCUUCAUGGACGGUGCAGUCCAGAAGUGCUUCUACGAGGAAUUGCCCAAGGAUACACUGGUUGUUGGCCACUACCACGCCGAAGCAUGGGACGACGCAACCAAAUCCUACCAAACCAAGCCCGACGUCGGCGUCUUCGUUACCGUAGAAGAGACAUUCGAUAACAACCACCGCAUUGUUGCCCAACGAGGUAGCUCCGAGGGCCGCUUCACUUUCAGCGCUGCCGACAGCGGCCAACAUAGGAUCUGCGUGACACCCCAGAAUGUACCGAGCAGUGGUGGCGGCUGGCUGAGCUCCGGCGUGCACGGCACAGUCAAGUUCACACUGGACAUGGCGAUUGGCGAGACCAGCAGGAUCGAGAGCACGGACAAGGACAAGGUCGAGACGCUGGUGCAGAAGGUCAGGGACCUGAACUCGAGGUUGCAGGACGUCAGGAGGGAACAGGUCUUCCAAAGAGAGCGCGAAGCCGAAUUCCGCGACCAGUCCGAGCAUACCAACUCCCGUGUCGUUCGCUGGACCCUCAUCCAACUUGUAAUUCUGGGUGUUACUUGCGUUUGGCAACUAUCGCACUUGCGAGCUUUCUUCAUCAAGCAGAAGCUUACCUAGAGUCGUCGAAAUGACCGUCGUGUUUCGUUUCUGGCGCGUACAAAGACAUGAGGGACAAGUUUGGAGGAAAAGGCAUGUUUUACCUUGGUUCGGUGAAAUGCUCUUGCAUCUGUAUUGCGGAAUACGGCGUUGGAACAACGGGUUGGUGGGGUUAGCGUUUGUGAUUUUGAACGAGGCAUAGCAUCACACAAAGUACGUGUUGAAUAGCUAUGCGCUUUUACUGUCUGCCUCUUUCAUUAGUCCCGUAUAUGCCCAGUUCAAGUAUAUGUAGAAGGAAGCGCCUGUAGGAGCAUUCUCGUCAAUGCUGACAGGAAGUAGGGACGUAUCUGUUGUAUCGAGAUAGUCGGAAGUGCUGGUGUGUACGAAUCAAUACCAAUAACGU